GGCCCGAUGGAGGCCGAGCCCGGGGCCGUGGAGGUUCCCGCCGGGCGCGUGCUCAGUGCUCCGGAGCUGCUGGCCGCGCGCUCUCGGUCCCAGAAGCUGCCGCAGCGCUCGCAUGGCCCCAAGGACUUCCUGCCCGACGGCUCGGCCGCGCAGGCCCGGCGGCUGCAGCGGUGCCGCCAGGAGCUUUGGCAGCUGCUGGCCGAGGAGCGCGUGGAGCGCCUGGGCAGCCUGGUGGCCGCCGAGUGGAGGCCCGAGCACGGCUUCGUGGAGCUCAAGUCUCCUGCGGGCAAGUUCUGGCAGACCAUGGGCUUCUCGGAGCAGGGCCGGCAGCGGCUGCACCCCGAAGAGGCCUUGUACCUGCUGGAGUGUGGCUCCAUCCAACUCUUCCACCAAGACCUGCCUCUGUCCAUCCAGGAAGCCUACCAGCUGCUGCUGGACGGGGACUCCGUGACUUUCCUGCAGUACCAGGUUUUCAGCCACCUGAAGAGGCUGGGCUAUGUGGUCCGACGGUUCCAACCCAGCUGCAUCCUGUCCCCCUAUGAGCGGCAGCUGAACUUGGACAACAGUGACCUGUGCUCAGAGAACCAAAGUGGCAAGAGGAAGCGGAGGGGCUCCAGCUCCUGGUCUGUGACGAAGAAGCCCAAGGGCCCAGAACACCCCCUGAAAGGGACAGGUGGGACACCCACCCCCCCAGCCAUCGUUGGCCCAGCUUCCUGUACCCAGAACAGCCAAUGUCCAGAGGACACACCCCAGGAGCCAGGCCCCAUGGUGGGCCCCUUUCAGCUUCCAGGGGUGUCCCCAGACCCCUGGCCUGUCUGCCUGGAGAGUGGCCGAGCAGAAAACGGGCUGCGGGCGGCUAGUCGGCCGCGUUGGAACUUUGAGCAAAUCACCUUCCCCAACGUGGCCCCCGAAGAUCGCCACACGAGCCUGCCGGCCCCAGCCCCAGAGCUGCUUCCGGCCAACGUUCAGGGCCGUGCCAUUGACGCCGAGGCCUGGUGCCACCAGAUCAACCAGCGGCGGGAGAAGCCAUCUAAGCAGGGCCGGAAGCCAUCGCUGCAGGAAGGCGUGAACUCGCACCCCGAAGUGCUGAGCUGUUCCAACUGGCACGAGUUCAAGGAGCUGCUGCAGCGCUGGAGUCUGCAGGAGACCCCGGGCCGCCCUCCGCAUCUGUGGCACCAGCCUGUCACCCCCUUACUGAGCCCUGGCCAAUCUAACUCUCCAGCUGCAGCCCUCCAGCAGAUCUCCGUGCUACAAACCACACACCUCGCUGAUGACGGUGCCCGGCUGUUGGCAGAGACUGGGGGCUUGGAGAUCAGCUUCGAUGUCUACCAGGCCGACGCCGUGGCCACGUUCCGGAAGAAUAGCCCUGGCAAGCCCUAUGCCAGGAUGUGCGUCAGCGGAUUUGACGACCCUGUGCCCGACCUCCGCACCCUCAAACGCUUGUCCUACCAGAGCGGGGACGUCCCUCUGAUCUUCGCCCUGGUGGAUCACGGAGACAUCUCCUUCUUCAGCUUCAGGGACUUCACGCUGCCCAGAGACCUGGAUCAGUGACCAUCCCUCUCUGCAGGGUGGCGGGGUGGGAGGUUGACCCAGACCCACACACACGCCACUCAGGACCAACUCAGCCGCCUGCUACACCCAGACUGGGACACACGCACACACCCCACCAGCUGUGGGGCUCAAAUGCUCUUGGCAGCAGCGGGCAGCGCCUUGCCUCGCCUUGGCCUCCAAAGCAGCGCUUCCACGUCCACGUCCCGGCCCGAGACGCUGCCUUGCUUGUCACUAUCCGAUCCCCCCCCAGGGGCUGCAGAGAGGACACAGUGCCUUUACACGAGCGGGUGCCUGCUUCACGCCAUAAAGCCAAAGCCAUUAAAAAUUAAGAUUCUUUUCUCUACUGUG
Messenger RNA from Suncus etruscus (white-toothed pygmy shrew), 1899 nucleotides. RefSeq names its product tRNA splicing endonuclease subunit 54 (gene TSEN54). The coding region runs from base 7 to 1551 and encodes 514 amino acids. Gene Ontology annotation, biological process: tRNA-type intron splice site recognition and cleavage. Gene Ontology annotation, cellular component: tRNA-intron endonuclease complex. Lineage: Eukaryota; Metazoa; Chordata; Mammalia; Eulipotyphla; Soricidae. The record is from RefSeq and is a predicted model, not a curated record. The transcript is spliced from 11 exons.